AUGAUUUUACGAAGGAGAAAUGUUAAUUUAAAAACUGUCAAAGAGCUAGAUGCCUUUCCUAAAGUACCGGACUCCUAUAAAAAUAAAUCUGCUGUUGGUGGAACCUUUUCAUUUGUAACUUUUGUUGUUAUAAGCUGGCUGGUGAUAUCUGAGACCCGUUAUUUCUUGAACGCUCGGCUUCAUUUUAAAUUUGAACCUGACAUAGACGUCGACGAUAAGCUGAAGAUAAAUAUUGACAUGACAGUAGCGAUGCCGUGCAGCUUAAUUGGAGCAGAUAUAUUAGAUUCGACGAAUCAAAAUUUACUGGGAUUUGAACCGCUUAAUGAAGAAGAAACCUGGUGGGAGUUAUCGCCGGAUCAAAGGUCCCAUUUUGAUGCCUUGAAACAUAUGAAUUCGUACCUGAGAGAAGAGUAUCAUGCAAUUCAUGAAUUACUCUGGAGGUCUAAUCAAGUUGCGUUUAUGGGUGAGAUGCCUAAAAGAACAGUUAUACCAGAUCACCGUCCUGACGCUUGCCGACUCUACGGCAAUAUAAAUCUAAAUAAAGUUGCUGGUAAUUUCCAUAUAACUGCUGGGAAAUCAUUAUCUCUUCCACGGGGUCAUAUACAUAUUUUUGCAUUUAUGACCAGUCGUGAUUAUAAUUUCACUCAUCGUAUAAAUAAAUUUUCAUUUGGCGAAGAAAGUCCUGGAAUUGUUCAGCCACUGGAUGGUGAUGAGAAAAUAGCUUCUGACAAUAUGAUGCUGUAUCAAUACUUUAUUGAAGUUGUGCCAACAGACAUUUAUACACUAAUGAAGACAACAAAAACUUAUCAGUACAGUGUUAAAGAUUAUUCAAGACCAAUAAAUCAUGCCCAAGGAUCGCACGGGGUGCCAGGAAUAUUUUUUAAGUACGACACAAGUGCUCUUAGAGUUAAAGUAACACAGAACCGUGAUUCAUUGAUACAAUUUUUAGUUAAACUAUGUGCAACUGUCGGUGGAAUUUAUGUUACGAGUGGUUUAAUUAAUAGUGCUAUACAAGCGUGUUGGUAUAUUGUGUCGUGUAAAUUCUUUCGUAAGGAAGUUGAAGAAGAUCGUAGAACCUCUAACGGUAAAGCAAUGACAAAUAAAAAAUUAACUACAUUAGAUUUAAUAAAUGUCGCAACGCCUGAUAUUAUCGACGUCACUCUGAACCCACAAUAA
Molecule: messenger RNA, 1176 nt
Organism: Cotesia congregata
Lineage: Eukaryota; Metazoa; Arthropoda; Insecta; Hymenoptera; Braconidae
Source: the annotation of a GenBank genome assembly